AUGUCGGAAAGUAUACUUCCUGUAGCAAUCAUUGGAGGUGGACUUGGAGGAUCUCCACUGCUAUCGCCCUGCAAACUCAGCUCAGAUGUUACGAUUAUCAGAUCUUUGAAAUGUCCAAUGGCAUCGGAGGCACUUGGUUUGAAAAUACGUAUCCGGGCUGUGCAUGUGACAUCCCUUGCCAUUGGUAUUCCUUGUCCACCGAACUCAACCCCGAAUGGACGCAAUUAUUUUUCUGGAAAGAAGGUUGCGGUCAUCGGAAACGGAUGCUCUGCGACGCAAAUCGUACCAAAGCUCGCCGAGGAUUCCUCUACUAGUAUUGUGGAAUUUUCCCCAAGCCACUGUUCCAGAGUGGGCAAAAUGGAUAUUCCGGAAUAUGCCAUGGACACAAAGAGCCUUCCGUUGGAUGAUUGUUGCGAGAUGGAUAUGACCUAUCUCAACUGGAAAGUUGGGCCAUUCACAUCAAUGCUACGUCGCCAGAGGGAGAAGGCUUGUAUCGAAAGAAUCAAGCGGCUCACACCUGAGAAGUACCACGAGAAUUUAAUUCCCAAGUUCCGUCCCAACACUGCAACUGGCCACGGCUCUGUGAUUCAUUCGGAAGAGGUCCAGCUUCGCGCCCAGGGCAACGCUACUAAGGCAUACAACGACCGUCUCCAGGAAGAACUGAAACAUACAGUUUGGACCAGUUGUAUAUCUUGGUACCACGCAGGGGAGGGCCGUCGAGGCAAACUUAUGACUUGGCCGGCAACCCAAACAUAUAUGUGGUGGAUGAUGCGUACACCAAUCUGGCGAGACUAUGACACCACAGGGGGUGAGAAAUGGCUGAAGCGUCGGCAAUACGCUUCCGCAGCUCAAACCACAUUGGAAUGGUUGCUCAUCGGAGCCGGUCUGGGGACAUUCGCCCUCAUGAAGCUCGGGAAGUGGGAGUACACCAAGCAAUUAAUAGUCAAUAACGCGAGUGGACUGAUCAAAGGGCCGUGA
Rhizoctonia solani is the source of this 978-nucleotide messenger RNA. RefSeq lists its product as uncharacterized. The transcript has 14 exons. Lineage: Eukaryota; Fungi; Basidiomycota; Agaricomycetes; Cantharellales; Ceratobasidiaceae. The record is from RefSeq and is a predicted model, not a curated record. Bases 1 to 978 code for a protein of 325 amino acids.